AUAGUCUGUACAGUGUGGCACGAUUUGAAAUAUCUCAUUCGUCUUUUAAAGUGUGUCUAUCUAUCCUCGCAAGAAUGGAUUCUUCGCCCAUUGAAUUUUUUCUUAAAAUAAAUCCUCAACCCGGUGCCGUGCUUAUAUAUACCAAAAUUCCAUCCCAUAGAAUGCAAUAUACAGGCUUCAGUUACCAGAUUAUCUAAUAAUUCAUCUUGCAUUCAUAAAAAGCGAAGAAUCACUAAGGGAAACAGAGAGGCCCACGGCACGAGUUUCCGAUGAAGGCGCCUUUGGGGUCUGAUGCAGGCUCUGCCGUUGGCUCAGGGUCACGAGUAGCAAGCUAUUCCUCCCGCUUGCGGUCUUGCUUCAAUGUGCAACCUGUGGCUGUGGACCCGAAGCAUGGUUCUCCGAUGACGACGCCUUGGGGUUUUGCGGUUGGCCCUGGUUCUCGGGCAACAAGUUCAGCAUUCGGCUCGGCGACGGGUUCGGGGUCACGGGUGACGAGGUCCUCCUCGCGUUUGUGGCCAUGCUUCAGUGUGCACCCAGUAGCAGCGGAUCCGAAGCAUGGGUUUCCGAUGACGCCGCUUUGGGGUUCUGCGACGGGUUCAGGAUCACGGGCAAGGAGUUCUUCGGUUUCUCUCUUCUGCCCGUGCACAAGAGUGCAACCAGGAGCAGAGGAUCCGAAGCAUGGCGUACCGUUGGUGAUGCUUCCAUGGGCUGAGAGAGGUGCUCCUAGGAUGGAAGGGAGGAUGGAGAGGAUGAUUGCGGUGAUGGUGAGCCCGGAUGAGAACUGCAUGGUGAUGAUAAUAUCUGGUGAUAUGAUUGACUUGAAAGAAAGGGAUGAUGUCGAAGGUAAUUCAAAGGUGUGGAGGGGGAUGUGAUGAGAAACGGUGUGUGAGUAUAGUAAUGACUAGAUGAGAUGUGGAGUUGAUACCGAUGAUGAGAGACACAAGAGCUUGUUGACGCUACUUAAGUAUCUGGAAGGUGUCUAGGAAGACCAAAAUACACCUAGGGAACUCUCAUUGACGUUAUUUCGGGGUAGCAGAAGUCCGAAAAUAAUGCCGACAACCUCUAG
Molecule: messenger RNA, 1066 nt
Organism: Hyaloscypha bicolor E
Lineage: Eukaryota; Fungi; Ascomycota; Leotiomycetes; Helotiales; Hyaloscyphaceae
Exons: 1
Coding region: 270-872 (200 amino acids)
Source: RefSeq, a predicted model, not a curated record